AUGUCUGUCAUCGAGGUUAGUUUUUUUUGGAUUUCUUCGAUAGUUGAGCUAGGGUAAACCUCCUUUGAAACAUUCUGGAUAUUUUUAUUUCUAGAAAUACACAUUAUGUUCUCUGAAAAAAAGAUAAAACAAUAUCUGAUUUGAAAACGUUCUAAAAAUAUAAAUGCAAUAUUCAUAUAUAUUUUCAACUUGAUUUUAUGAGCUCAAUUCUGCUAUUUUUUCCUGAUCAAUUUGAUGCUUUCUUUCUAUACACAAUCUGUUCUCCAAGUUUUUCUAGAAUUUGGAACAUUUCCAGCUAAAAAGUCAAUCGUUUUCUCUGAAAAUAUUUGCAGAUCUGAUAAUCAGAUAAUCUUGAAGAAAUUCGGUGUACUCUUGAUCUAUAUUUUAUUUUAUCGUUAGUUGUAUUUUCAAAAAAAAAACAUUUCACAAGAAAAAUUCUAGAUAUUUAAUUUCGUUUUUAAUCCAAUUAAUAUCAAAACCGUAAUUACGAAAUUCAACUACAAACCAGAUUUUUCCUCAAUUUCAAUCACACCUGUACAUAAAUUCUUAUAUCAAAUUAAUUUUUCCCUAAAUAAUUUUUAUUAUUCUAAAAAAUGUUGCCAUCCGGCUAUUAAUCCAAAAAUCCCAUAAAAUUCUGCGCAAUUAGUCAUCGGUCCACCGAACAUUUUAUACAGUUUUUUGUCUUCCAAAUGUAUUAGUGAUGAAAAAUGUGUCUCCUCUUCCUUAGGUCGGUCGUUAAAUUUUUGUCUCUACAUAUUCGCGCGUAGUUCUCUUCUCUUUUUUAUAUUUUUAGUUUUGAUUUUUGUUGUUAUCAGCAUAUUAUCAGCAAACAUUUUUCGUGUGUUCAUUUUCCUUUUUUACUUUGCUAAAACCAUGUACUUUCUAUUUUUCUUAUGUUCUGAUGACGUUAGAUUUGUUAUUCUUCUCAAUUUUCCGUUUUUUUUCAAAUAAAAAUUGAAGCCCUACCCAAUUGAAAAUUUUGUAAAAAAAAGCGAUUUUCAUUUUCCCAUAACACUUUGUUUUAUACUCAUUUUCACAUAAAAAGAAAAAGAAAAAACGAAAAAAAGUGUAACUGUUUUAUUUUCUGAUGAUAUAGUAUUGUAACAAAAAGAUAUAUGGUUUUAUUUCAUUAGUUUUUUCGAUGAUUCAUUUUUAGUUGAGUGGUUCUGAAUCAGAACUUCUGAUUUCUCUAUCAAAUGAAGUUUUUUUUGAAGUUUUCGAAAUUCCUGGGGUAGAUCAAAAAUAGUGUGUUACUUCCUAGAGUAACCCAAAUAAAGUCCAGAUAUCCUGAAACCUCAAUACCACAUAAAUUUUAAUUGAAAGUUUCAAUUAAAAAGUGAAUCAUAAUUUGUCCCAAUUUCUCUCUUUUCAUCUCUAUUUAUUCUUCAUAGUUAUUUUUUAUAUUUAUAUAAAUACAAUAGUUCAAUUUUCACUAAACCACAUAAUAUAAUUGUUAUUGUUAUGUAGUACAUCUCUCAUAUUUUUUUUUCAAAAUAAAAUGUAUAAACGUGUUAGUUUAUGGCUAACUAAACACAUUCUGAUUGAUUGACUGACACAAUAAUAGGCUAGGGUAAAACUCGUAGAAAAGCCGAGUUUGCCAAAAAUAGUAGUAAAAAUAAAUACAAUAAAAAUAAUUUUCUCUAUCAAUAUUAAUCAAAAAAUGCGGUAAAGUCAAUAAAAAAAUCUCAAGAUUUCUACUUUUUUCCCCAAAGACAAGUCAUUUUCAUUCAUUUGGCUUCAAAAAAGUUUAUUUGCUAUUUGUAUUAACCUUGCUGUUUGGAAUUAGAAGUGAAAAAGAAAACUGUUCCGAUAAAGAAGAGGAGACCUUCUCAAAUAUUAUUAUUUUUAUUCAAGGGUCAUUUUAUUGACUUUUAUUACCAUCAAAUAUGAGACGAGUUGUUGUUUGUCAUAAGAAAAAGGUAAUUUUUUGUGAUAUUUCUAUUUCUAUCUGUGAUACAUUUUUUAUGAUUAUUUUGAAACUUCGUACGUUCUUAGAAAAACAAAUUCUGAUGGUUUUUUUAGCUCAUGUGAUUUAUAAAAUUUCCGAGUAAUUUUCAGAAUUUUCACUGAAAAAUUACAAACCGAUCAAUGCUUUUUACAUUUUGUGUUUUGGUUAGAAUAUUUUUGAUGACCAACACUUAAUUCGAAUCACUUUUUUGAGUUAGCUCACAUGAUUUUGAAAAGGUUAUUUUUAUCAAAUUUUCAGAGAUUAAAAAAUUUGAUUUCAAAAAGAAUCGGAAUUAGUGGAUGUUUAUGUGUAGAGUUUUUCACUUUUUCUAACUAAACAACCUAAACAAUUUCAAAAUUUAAACUCAAGGUUUUUUUUCCAGAAACAGUAUUCUUUUGAUUAAUUUCUAUUUUUCUUUGAUAAAUUUAUGAUAAAUUUUAUUUAUUCAACAAAAAGAAGCCUGAAAAUUUCAAAAAUAGAUUUUUCAUAUUUAAAAAUCAUCAAAACAACAUAAGUUUUCUAAUGUCUCAAAUCAUAAUUUCAACUAAAAUAUAUAUUUUCUGUUGUUCAAGGCAUAACCAAUUCAAUAAUCUAACUCGAUUCCGGAUUUUUCUGUUCUCUGAAAUUUUUCAAUCUAUCCUAGAACCUCAAAAAAAUUUUACAACUUUUUUUCCAAAUCUGCUCCUCUUUUUUGCAAUUAUUUUUUUGUUCUUUUUCUGACCUUAAUUCUAUAUUUCUAAAGAAUAGAAUUCAUAAUCGUAUCUCAAAACUUCAUUUGUCGGCGAAUGUCUUUUGAAGUUAAGUAUAUUUGCGCUAAAAGGUAACUAAUAGAAAUGUUAUUAUGAGCAAAAUGGAAAAUAAUAAUAAUAAUGAAGAGCCCACUAGUUGUGUACCCAAAAAGAGCAGCAGCGGGAAAGAACAAUAAGGGACCAGCUGGCUUUUUUUCUUUAUUUUUGCUCAACAACUCAAUUUUUGAUUGUUUGUAGAUAACAUGAAAGAUUUUGAAUGCAUGAAGGCCCGGUGCAAACACAUAUGUUGCAUUUGGAUUUUUUUUGGUUGAAUUAAUUUUCGAUUUUUAGGAGCAUUUUUGAAAAAAAAAUUGUGAUUUUUUCAAUAUUUUUUCUCAACCCUGAUUUGUUUGAUUAGAGGUUGAAAAUUGACAAGAGCUGAUUUUUAUUUAAAUUUCUGAACUAAAUUUACUGAUUACUAAUUUAAAAUCAACAAUUUUCUAUUCUCUAGAUUGUUCUGAUGUUUGUUGACAGAUUUUUCAUCUUUUUUUUAGCUGGAAAUUUUGUUCUGCAAAUUGUUUUCUUACAAAAAUUUCCUGCAAAAAUUCCUGAAGAUUGAUAAAGUUUCUGGUUCAAUUUUUUCCACAUACAUUUAUGAUUCUCAAAGUUUUUUCAAUUUCCAGUUGAUAGUUUCGAAAAUCUAGCAAAACAUAUUUGUUUCUAAAAAUUUAUAUUGUCGCUUUUUUUUCUGUUCAAUCAUUUAAUUUAAUUUCACAGAUUUUCAGAAAACUUUGAUCCCAGAAGUUUUUUUUUUUCGGAAUUUUUUCCUCACAUUUUUUUCAAACUUUUCAAUUUUGUUGAAACUUCAGGACACAGCCUAACAUAGGAUUUUAAAAAUCAUCAAAACACAUUACCCAAUUUCUCUCCUUUUUUUCUGAAAAAGUCCAUUUAUACAUGUUCAGAUGUUCAUUGACUAAUUCAAUUAAACUGGAAAGAAUAUUUUAUUUUUUAUUUAUUCACACACUUUUUCACAAUUCGAGGAGGGAUCUACAUAUGAGAAAAAUUCCUUUUGGAUUUUUCCCAUGGAUACUUCCUCAAAUUGUUAUUGUUACGCUAAAAAGGCGUGGCCUCUCGGGAAAAAUACAAUAGAAAAAAAUUAUGACUAAUAUGGUAUACUGAUUCUGAACUAUACAAAUUUUGAGGUCUUUCUUCUUCUAUUUUAUUCUUUGUGGUUGUAAAAUUUUAUUAAAAUUGUUUUUGAAAAAUGAAUUUCAAAGAAGAAAAACGUUUUUAUCCUUAUUUAGUAAAAAAUAAAUAAAUCAUUUCAUUUUUUGCAGACAGGCAGAAUGGAUGGGUUUGCCGAGGCGAACCUUUUGUUGACAUCGGCGCUCGAACAACUUGAUGACAUUAUAAAAAAUGGUAUGUCACUUUUUUCCUCAUUUUUUUAAAAUUCUACUUUGUGUGUUUCUGUUGUUUUCCAUUUGGGAAAUUAGUUUUCUUUUAGGGGUGUUUUUGAGGGGAAAACAGAAGGAAAAGGAGUUGUAGAGUCAAAUGUGAAAAACUUUCUACUGUAGGAUUUAGAUUGUUUCUCCUACGUUUUAAAAACUUUUGAGAAUGUAGUACAACUAUUUGAAUAAACCCAAUAUUUUUUUUUGCUUUUUUUAUAAAGCUCAAAAUUUAGAAUAACAAGCUAAUACCAAAAACUAUCAGGUGCAAAAUAUACACAAAGAAUAAUGUUGAAAGAUUUUUGUAGAUCAAAAAUUAUUUUUUGAAAAAAAUGUGUUACAAUUUUUGUUGAUGCUUUUUUACUGUUUCUAUUAUUCAAAUUUUUAAUAAGCCUCCAACUUUGAAGUUUUUUCGGUGUUUUGAAGCAUUUAUAAAGUACAUACUGUUCAGAAAUAGUGAAAACUGUUUUCAAAAAAAAAAAAUUUCUGGUUUAGUAUCUAGUUUGUUUUCUACGUAAUCUUUAAAAAUCUUACAAUUAUUUUCAACUCUAGGUAGAUCAACAUUCAAAUUGUAAAUUAGAAAAUUUCCCUAAUUUUCUUUCUUCCUUAUUUCUUUCCAAAACCGUUCAAUACAAGAACACAUACCUUUUAUCAAGCACUAUAAACAAGAAAAACAACGCUCAAGUUUCACCACCCAUCAAUUUCAAUUCACCCAGGUGUCAAACAAGGCAGCCGGUCAAGAAAUUGUAUGUGUAUGUGUAAAUGUGUGUGAGUGCGUGUGUGUGAGUGUGUGAGAAAAAAAACGAGGCAAAAAGUGGAAUUGAUUGACCAACCGGUUAUAUAUUUGUAUUAUUAUAUAUGGUUUUUUCUUGCCUCACCUCACCUUUUUUCGGCUUCUGGUUAUUUAUUCUAAUUUAUUAUUUUUCUUCUUCUUAUUCGAAAAAAAACAACAUCUUAUUCCAGAAAAAAUCGAGAAAAAUAGUAGAAUUUUUUGAUGGAGUAGAAAAUGAAUACUUUGUUUCACUUCAAUUUCCGAUUCUUCUCACUUUCCCUCCAUUUUUCGCCUAUUUAAACAAAGUCUAAAUUUCGCUCAACCAGAAAAAAAUGUCAAUGACCCUUAUUCUCACCAAGAUUAUCCGUCUCGAAAUGAGCAUUUUUUGUUUCAGGCAACAAUCGAAACGGAAUUGUAGUCGGAGAAAAAGGAAGAUAUCGAGAAACACCGCCUCCGCCACCGCCACCAGUUUCGAUUCCGCCAAUUCUUUUGAGGCCAUCGAAUUUUGGAGCGAGGUCUAAAAUUAUGGAGAAUGGACAAGCACAUAUUCAUCAUGAUAAGAUUAUUGAGCAUAUUGAUGAUGGUGAGUUUCUUGAACAUAAACUGUAAUUGUUUUCUUGUUGGUUUUUUUGAGACAUAUCAGCUUGAAUUUUUCAAGCAUGUAGGGAAGUUUCGUCGCUUUGUUUUUCAAACUUUAUGGACAAUUAUGAAUAUUUCAGCCUCGGAACAUAGAAAAAGUUCCAGAAAUGACAUGUUUUCACUUUCUCAAAUACCAUAUUUCAAAAACCUCAUAUUCACUUCUUUUUCUUCUCCAUUCAAAAAUCUGAUCGCAGUUUUUUGAAAAAUAUGACCUCUAAAUUUGAGUCAAAUUUCUUUGUUGACCAACCCACAAUACCUUCCUUUUUUCAAAAAUAUUAUUUUUUGCAGACAUUGACAAUGGAAACGCCGACGAUGAACGUUCAACAAAAGAAGUGGUGACACGUCAAUGGGUGACUAGCGAUUGGAAGCAUCGAACAGGUACAUUUUCACAUGUCAUAUGAUUCAUCUUGCACUUUUUUGGUGUGUAAAAAUAGAUCAAGAAGAAACAGUUUUGAAAAAAAAUAACUAGAAAAUUGAUGAAACAUUUUUGAACCUCAACUGGGUCCGUGAGGCCCGUUAUAGUUUGUUCCAGUCUAACCCAAUCCAUCUUUCGUUAUAUUGAAACAAGAAAAAUUUUUCAGAACUUGGAUCGGAUGGUUCAUCUGGAGUCGAAUCACCACCUUCAGAUCUUCCAACAUCAUCAUCUUCACUUUUCAAUCCGCCAAGAAUUUAUCAAGAUUUUGUAAAAGCAAUCGAUGAACAUAUGAUCACAGAUCGACCCGAUUUAGAAACACGUCUCAAAAUUAUGCAAUGGGUAGCUGGAAGAACGGUUAGUUUUUUAUUUAUUUUGGAUCUGUUUGAUAAUUUAAAAGAGGGUGGUUUUUUUUCUGAAACAAAAUACUGCGUGUAAUUCGAGAUGGAAACUUUUUAUGGAAAUGUCGAAAAAAAGUUCGUGUAAACAAAUUUUGUGUGUGUGCAUGUUGAAAAAUGUUUAUUUUUUGAAAUUUAUUAUGUGUACAUAUUUUUGUUGCUAGUUUUCUAGAAUUUACUGGAAAUCGGAGAUUUUUGUUGAUUUUUCAGUGA
This is a messenger RNA of Caenorhabditis angaria, 6555 nucleotides long. NCBI's taxonomy places the organism in Eukaryota, Metazoa, Nematoda, Chromadorea, Rhabditida, Rhabditidae. The record is from the annotation of a GenBank genome assembly.